AUGUCGCUGGAAAAGAGCGACGCUGGCCCAGAGCGAUCAAUAGAGGCCGUAAACUUCCCUGACGUUGACGGUACCAUCAAAACCGACAGCCCUGGCGAGGAUCGUGGCAUGCAGCCUAGCGCGUCUUCCGGUCAAACCACGUGUUCCGUCUGCCGAAGCACGUUUAGAAGGCCGGAGCACCUGAAGCGUCAUUUCCGCAGCCACACCAAAGAGAAACCAUUCGAAUGCACCCAGUGUGGUCGUCAUUUCUCCAGGACAAUUACCGUCAAGACGUUCCGGGCAUGUUUCAAAUGCGCCGUCGCACGCGUGCGAUGCAGUGGAGGAUUCCCAUGCGCUCGAUGCGAAAAUCGAUCGCUGGAAUGCCAAUACCCCACAGAGCGUCGCUCCAAAGCAAAGGGGCGGAAGGAUGCAUCUCAGGUCUUACUGUCGUCAAAAAAUGGCGCACCCAAUGACCAGCCCUCUCGGCAGAAUCUCUCUCAGCAGACUCUGUCUCCCUUAGCCCCGGAUAGCGACGGGGCUGCCCAACCGCCAUCUCAAACUCCAGCUUAUGAAAUCGGCCAAUUCCAAGUUCAAUUGCCCAGUUCGAAUGGUCCUAACCCAUCUGUCCAUCGCGCAUCUGGGCCUGGUUCUCAUGCAUACUCUGAAACGCUGGAAAAUGGACACCAGGGAAUGCGUCGCGAUACCAAUCCCGACGCUCCUUCCGAGACCACCACGCCACCAUUUCAUCCAUACGGCGGAGCAAACGUCCUUCAACCAUACCCUCGCGUAUCCACUUCAAAUAUGCGCGGAACACUCGCCGCGGAGCGGGACUCCGAACUAAACUUCCAACUACGAAGGCCGUUAGAACCAGCAAAUACGGAGCCAGAGAUCGACCCCGCCGAGACAAGCAUGCAACAAUCCCAGCUAGCGUUCACUCAGCCUUUCCUCGACCACUCCACACUCUCUACAAUUAAUUGGCUUCCUAAUGACUUUUUACUUGGCUCAGUAAAUGACACCUCUACCUCCCCUGGCUUUUCGUCGCACACUUUCCGAGCAGGGCCUUCCUCAAGCUCUCUAGGUCCGGGAUCUCUGUUCAGCCCUACCUUCAACCACUCCCUGAGUGAAGAUAUAGCUCAGAUUCAACGUGGAUAUACCAACAGGCCAGGGACAACUGGCGUGUCUUCUCGCAGCACUGAUCAACCACUACCAUCCCGACUGGAGUCCAAUUUGAACAACAAGCGCUCUGCAGAUAAUGUACACAACUCUGGAGCGCAGAUCUCAAAAUAUCAACGAAAACCAGGGCCAUCUGGAAGCCGCCAUAGAGGGUCUACGAGCCCACUUCCUCACAUACAGAAAGACGAUGCAGAACCGCAGUUCUUGUUUCCUAUGAUCGAAGAGCCGACUGUAGAUGCGCAAUUCGAAAACGGAACAGCAUCCUCAUUCAAGAUAGAACCUCAGACAUACGAUCAUAUCUACCAGUGGUUUCGCCGUUUAUGUUGUGCCGACGAUUCUCUUUACCGCAAAUUCGAAUCAGCGACCUUCCCAACCGCACGGAAUCUGUCGACCUUUGUGACUAUGUUUUUCAGCUCUUUUCAGCCGAUUUAUCCUAUCUUCCACCGUCCAACGUUCAACCCCAAUGCAUGCCAUUGGCUGGUGACCGUGGCAGUAUCAGCAAUAGGCUGUCAGUAUGCUGGGCUGAAUGAGCAACAUAAAUAUGCGCAGGCAUUUCAUGAGUUUCUUCGACGGGCCAUUAAUGUCGAGAAAGAAAAACAUCGAUUUGACCGAAGCCCACUGUGGCUUCUCCAGGCAACAAUCCUUAAUUGCCUUGGGCUGUUUCAUGGACGCAGCGAGCGAUGUGGAGCUUCUGCUUUCAGCAGCUUUGGGGACCUGGUGAACCAUACCAUGAGAGAAGGCCUACUGGGCCCAUCUGGCCUUGCCGGCCUACGCCCCGAGACAUUAGAUCAACAGUGGGCCCUAUGGAUUGAAGACGAAGUCAGGCGACGAUUAGGGUAUCUUAUAUGGCUUCUGGACUGUACACUAGCAUAUCAUUUCGAUAGCCGCCCUUUACUCUGCCUCGAUGAUGGCCAGGCGCCCCUCCCCUCCCAUGAGAGACUUUGGCAAGCAAACUCCGCUCUGACGUGGAAGAGGCUGCUCGAUGAUAUUCCAGUGACCACAGCGAAGGAAACCCCAUCGCUCUAUGAUGCGACUCUUAUGAUGUAUAUUGAAAAGAACCUCGUGCCCUGGGCGGGCGAAUUCAGCCAGGUCUUAAUCAUCCAUGCCCUCUACCACCGAAUGUGGGAGGUGGGUGACUACUUUCGUCGUCCGUUGUCAUUUUGGAACCCGACUGCGAAAAAGCAAUCUCGCGAAUCUGCGAUUCCAUCGGGGUCUGUCUGGCUACCGGGGAUUCCCUCAUAUUCGAAAUGGCGUAAUAGUGCUUGCGACUGUUUGGAUAUUCUCCACUGGUCAGCAAAUAGCGCCAUUACUGAAGCUGCUGGACUGGAGCAUCCCCCGGUGCUGCAUCUGCACGAAGCGCGGCUAAUCUUACUGACUCCCUUUCGGGAGAUUCGCACAUUGGCUACGGCGCUGGCGACCGAUAGGGUCCACUGGGUUGACCGCCAAGAGACCCUUGAGUGGCAAUACGUUCUGCGUUGGAUGAAGCAUGAUCAGUACAAAGCACGUUUGGCGGUCAUACACUCGGGAAACACCUUAUGGCAUGUGCGACGAUACUUGGCCAACACAUUCCACGAGCCUGUAGCUGUCUUUCUCGCCACCCUCACGCUCUGGAUUUACGGCCUGUGUCAUGCCGAAGUAUUCCCCGACCAGAGCGCUGCUGGACAGGAGCCGAACACAACAGUGACCAUCCAGCUGGACACCCCUUGCGAUGACCAGUUGGUCCAGAUGUUUGUCCGUAAAGGACACCGCAUGAUUGGGAAAGUGACGGGCGUGGGGGACGUUUGUGGUCCAUACGGGCCAGAAAUGAUCCUUAAAAUGGGCUGCGAGACCCUUGCCAAACUCAGCUCCUGGGGGAUCUCGCGAAGACUGGCGGCUAUUCUCACGCAGCUCGUCGAGGUCACAGCCGAGACUGCGAAUGGUCUCCCUGCUAUGUAG
Molecule: messenger RNA, 3087 nt
Organism: Aspergillus terreus NIH2624
Lineage: Eukaryota; Fungi; Ascomycota; Eurotiomycetes; Eurotiales; Aspergillaceae
Product: putative C2H2 transcription factor
Exons: 6
Coding region: 1-3087 (1028 amino acids)
Biological process (GO): regulation of DNA-templated transcription; DNA-templated transcription
Molecular function (GO): DNA binding; DNA-binding transcription factor activity, RNA polymerase II-specific; zinc ion binding
Source: RefSeq, a predicted model, not a curated record